Scatophagus argus is the source of this 1421-nucleotide messenger RNA. Its product is annotated as dehydrogenase/reductase SDR family member 13-like. The record is from RefSeq and is a predicted model, not a curated record. NCBI's taxonomy places the organism in Eukaryota, Metazoa, Chordata, Actinopteri, Scatophagidae. The transcript has 5 exons. Bases 129 to 1091 code for a protein of 320 amino acids.
GUUUCAGCAGCUCGACCAGGACGGGGAGGUGUGUGGGGCUGCGCACAAACACUGAUCACGUUAGCAGCUGCGUGUUCUCCAGUAUACGUGUGUGUAGUUGAGUGUACUUUGGGGUUUUUGCAGUCAGGAUGUUGCUGGAGUUGCUGCUGUUCGCUGUGCUGUUAGUCGGAAGUUAUUUUCUUCUUCACUUGACUGUCCUCAAGUUACCCAGAUGUAAAAGUACCGCAAAGUUACACGGCAAAACCGCCCUCGUUACAGGAGCAAACACUGGCAUCGGUAAGACCACGGCAAUGGACCUGGCCAGGAGGGGGGCGAGGGUGAUCCUGGCCUGCAGGGACAGACGGCGAGCAGAAGCUGCUGUCCAGGAAAUCAUCCAGGAGACAGGAAACAACCAGGUGAUCUUCAUGCAGCUCGACCUGGCCAGCCUGCAGUCCGUGCGCUCCUUCGCUGACGACUUCCUCCGGUCCGAGUCCAGGCUGGAUCUGCUCAUCAACAACGCCGGUCUGAUAAACGGCGGAAAGACGGAGGACGGCUUCGGGAUGAUCUUUGGCGUCAAUCACUUGGGUCACUUCCUGCUGACGGUGUUGCUCCUGGACCGGCUGAAGGCGAGCGGGCCGAGCCGCGUGGUGACGGUGGCCUCCAAAGCGUACAGAAUGGGGAAGGUUGAUUUCAACUGUCUGACGACGCACAAAGACUUGGAUUUGGGCGGCAACGACUAUCAGCUCUUUAAGAAGUACUGUCACAGCAAACUGUGCAACAUCCUGUUCACCUACGAGCUCGCCAAGAGGCUGCAGGGCACCAGCGUCACCUGCUACAGCCUCCACCCCGGAGCAAUAAAAACGGAAAUCGGACGUCAUGGCGGCUUCUGGUGGAAUCUCAUUCUCACACCCAUUGUCUUUCUUCUCUUCGUGGAUGCUGAGUCCGGAGCUCAGACUACACUCCACUGUGCCCUGGAGCAAGGCAUCGAGCCCCUCAGCGGUCACUUCUUCAGCCGCUGUGCGCCGCUGCUGAACAUCGAAUCGAAGGCGAGAGACGACGCUGCGGCCAAGAAGCUGUGGGAGCUCAGCGAGAGUUUCUGUGGUUUGUCCUAAAGCCACACCUGACACCUCGCUGUCACCACGAGACACUGAUUGCAGGACGAGGUCUCCGUUUUGUGUGUGUGUGUUUCCUGUGUGGCGCUUUGAAAACAAAAGAGUCUGACCAUCCUUGACGGGCUCUAAACCGUCUCUUAGGUAUGUACGAUAAAAAUAACGUGUUUGAAAGGUUUGAAAGUGAAACUCUUGUUAUCUGUCACAAGUUUGUCUUAAACAGAAGUAAUGGAAACUCAUCUGUUGUGAUGUAACUGCAGUGUUUAAUUAAAAACUACAAUCAGUCUCAUUUCAUAAAUCAAGUCAAAAAUAUAAAGUAAUAUCUUAAGUUUG